This is a messenger RNA of Passer montanus (Eurasian tree sparrow), 1234 nucleotides long. It is a transcript of the gene FDPS, whose product is annotated as farnesyl diphosphate synthase. Lineage: Eukaryota; Metazoa; Chordata; Aves; Passeriformes; Passeridae. The record is from RefSeq and is a predicted model, not a curated record. Bases 50 to 1111 code for a protein of 353 amino acids. Gene Ontology annotation, cellular component: cytoplasm. Gene Ontology annotation, biological process: trans, trans-farnesyl diphosphate biosynthetic process. Gene Ontology annotation, molecular function: dimethylallyltranstransferase activity; (2E,6E)-farnesyl diphosphate synthase activity. The transcript is spliced from 9 exons.
UGGCGCUGAGGGGCCGUGAGGCGGCGGCGGGGCCGGGAGAGGCGGCAGCAUGAGCGGCGAUGGCGGCGGGGCCCGGGCGGCGGCCGAGCGCCAGGAGUUCGCCGCCUUCUUCCCGCAGAUCGUCCGCGACCUGACGGAGGACAUGCUGGGACACGCGGAGGUGGGAGACGCCGUGGCGCGGGUGAAGCAGGUGCUGGAGUACAACGCUCCGGGCGGGAAGUGCAACCGGGGGCUGACGGUGGUGGCCGCGUUCCGGCGGCUGGCGGGCCCCGAGCAGCAGGACCCGGAGAGCCUCCGCCGAGCGCUGGCCGUGGGCUGGUGCAUCGAGCUGUUCCAGGCCUUUUUCCUGGUGGCCGACGACAUCAUGGACGCAUCGCUGACCCGCCGGGGGCAGCUCUGCUGGUACAAGAAGGAGGGCAUCGGGCUGGACGCCGUCAAUGACUCUUUCCUGCUGGAGUCCUCGGUGUACCGGCUGCUCCGGAGGUACUGCGGGCAGCAGCCCUACUACCUGCACCUGCUGGAGCUCUUCCUGCAGACAGGCUACCAGACCGAGCUGGGGCAGACUCUGGACCUCAUCACUGCUCCCGUUUCCCAGGUGGACCUGAGCAGGUUCAGCGAGGAGCGGUACAAGGCCAUUGUGAAGUACAAGACAGCGUUCUACUCCUUCUACCUGCCCGUGGCUGCAGCCAUGUACAUGGCAGGCAUUGAUGGCAAGGAGGAGCACGAGGACGCCAAAGCCAUCCUGCUGGAGAUGGGAGAGUUCUUCCAGAUCCAGGACGAUUUCCUGGACUGCUACGGGGACCCAGCUGUGACAGGGAAGGUUGGCACUGACAUCCAGGACAACAAGUGCAGCUGGCUGGUGGUGCAGUGUCUGCGCAGGGCCACGCCGGAGCAGAGGCACAUCCUGCAGGAGAAUUACGGCUGCAAGGAGCCCCAGAAGGUGGCGAAGGUGAAGGAGCUCUACGAUGCGCUGGGCAUGCCCGCGGCGUUCCGGGACUACGAGGAGAGCAGCUACCGGCGCCUGCAGGAGCUGAUCGGCAAGCACGCCCGGCGCCUGCCCAGGGACAUCUUCCUGGACCUGGCCCAGAAGAUCUACAAGCGGCAGAAGUGAUGGAGGGGCCGGGCAGGGGCUGGAGCUGCUCCCUGCCCUGGACAAGGCGCGAUGGGAUGGUCGUGGGGGUGGGUUCAGCCAUCUCCCCCCCCGGCCGUGUGUCAAUAAACAUAAAUUAUUGUA